GUAAUUCGUCAGAAUCAAAGGAAGACUGCGGCAUGCACUCGCCCAGCCGCCCGGCUUGUGGCGUUGAUGCGGUCGCUUUCUCUCUCUAGCACACGCCUCUCUCUCUCUCUCUAGAUUCCUACUACUUGUAGCAUUUCAAUCGUAUCACAAUUCCAACUUCUUUACCCAACCUACUCCAUUUAUCUCUCCCUCCCUUUUCUAGAGAUCUUUUUCAUUUGAUUUCAGCUCAUUUCCGCAUUUGACUUGUUGCAAUUAGAUCAAUUGAAUUUUAUUUGAUGGAUUUCGCCUUUGGGAACUUCAAUGGUGACUGCUCUCCUUCCAGCGAGGAGAGUGCUAGGUGUCCGUUUUUGCAGAACAUUAACGCGCCAACUAGUUUGUCCUUCUCAAGAGCCAUGGCUUUCCCUGUUCCGGUGAGGGACGGGAAAGGCCCUAUUUUUGAGGAGGGUCCAAAUUUUGAUGUGGCAUUCAGGGUUUUCCACGGGCAGAAUGGUGUCGUUCCUCUUUCUGAGAAGCCUUUUGUUCCCGCAGAGAAGCCUCAUUCAGAAUUAUCGUCAGCUCAAUUCAAUCCCCUGGCUGCAAAUGCAGCAGCCAUCAGCCUCUCCUCCUUUGGCCACGGAGGGCCUUUCGGAUUUGAUGCGUUUUCUGAGAUGUGGAAGAACUCAAAGAAGAAACAAUCACAUUCAUCUAAAAAGGAUUCUUCUUCAAAGGGAGGUAAAUCGCAACACGAAGCAACAAGCAACGAAUGGUUGAACAACGGGAACUGUCCCAUUGCAAAGUCAUACCGAGCUGUGAACCGCGUCGUCCCUCUCGUAGCAAAGGCGCUUCAGCCCCCUCCUGGGGUACACAUAAGGUGUCCUCCGGCAAUUGUCGCCGCCAGAGCCGCCCUAGCAAAAACAGCCUUCGCUAAGAACCUCCGGCCACAGCCACUGCCCGCAAAAGUACUCGUUAUAGGCAUGUUGGGCAUGGCAGCAAACGUGCCUCUAGGCGUGUGGAGAGAGCACACCGAUAAAUUCUCGCCUUCGUGGUUCGUCGCGGUUCAUGCAGCCGUGCCGUUCAUAGGCAUGCUCCGCAAAACCGUGCUGAUGCCGAAGUCCGCCAUGGCGUUCACCAUCGGGGCUUCUAUUCUCGGGCAGGUGAUCGGUUCGAGGGCGGAGAGGCUCCGGCUGAAAAUGAUUUCACCAGCCGGAGCUACUCAGCACAGUGCUGCCGGAGUUCAUGGCGGCCAUUGCAGUGAGGUUGAGGCUUUGAAACCGGCUUCUUUGCUGGUUUCUUCUUCAUCGGCUCAUGUUUUCGGCUAAAUUUACAAAGGUUUCACCAUAUUCCAAAGCUUUGCUGAGUUUUACACCUUUUAACGAGGAUUUAAUACAAAAUGUAAUGAGUUUGUAUUUAUUCUAUACAUGUAUCAAUGAAUAAUGAUAUAUUUUCUUGCCU
Molecule: messenger RNA, 1431 nt
Organism: Salvia splendens (bonfire salvia)
Lineage: Eukaryota; Viridiplantae; Streptophyta; Magnoliopsida; Lamiales; Lamiaceae
Exons: 4
Coding region: 276-1298 (340 amino acids)
Cellular component (GO): chloroplast
Source: RefSeq, a predicted model, not a curated record